CUCCGUAGGCCUCUUCUCUCUCUCUCUCUCUCUCUCUCGGUGCGUGUGGGCUCAAACAACAACGCCGAGUCUCGCUCUUCUCCUUUCUCUUUAUAGCCGUGACAGGUCCAGUGGAUCUUUAGUUGCAGGAGGAGGAAGAAGACGAAGACGAAGACGAGAGGGAGGGAGAUGUGUCUGGUGUUGCUGUGCAGCGAGGAGGAGAAGGUGCUGGGGACGCAGCAGGCGCCGGGGAGCUGCCCUCACUGCGGCGGCGCGGUGAUGGCCACCGACGUGGAGAGCGCGCGGCGGCUCUGCUUCCUCCCCCUCUCCCGCAGUGUCAAGCGCAAGUACUCCUGCACCCACUGUUCCCGCCGCCUCGUCGCCUACCCUUAGCCUGCCGCCACCAACCUCUGUAAAAUAAGAUAUCAUCUUUGCCUCGGAAUUCAUAGUUUCAUGCUCUCUCCAUCUUGGAUUUUGUAUACGGUUUUGGAAACUGUUGGUGGUUGCUUCUCUGUCUCUCUCGAAGAAGAGAGAAAAAGGAGCAUAUUCGAUGUAAUAUCUUUGGUAAUCGCAGUGAAAUCUAAUGAUUUUAGUGGCCCCAAA
Messenger RNA from Musa acuminata AAA Group (dessert banana), 582 nucleotides. RefSeq lists its product as uncharacterized. The transcript has a single exon. Lineage: Eukaryota; Viridiplantae; Streptophyta; Magnoliopsida; Zingiberales; Musaceae. The record is from RefSeq and is a predicted model, not a curated record. Bases 169 to 372 code for a protein of 67 amino acids.